This is a messenger RNA of Sitodiplosis mosellana (orange wheat blossom midge), 1227 nucleotides long. Its product is annotated as protein YIPF1. Lineage: Eukaryota; Metazoa; Arthropoda; Insecta; Diptera; Cecidomyiidae. Gene Ontology annotation, cellular component: membrane; Golgi apparatus. Bases 99 to 1064 code for a protein of 321 amino acids. Gene Ontology annotation, molecular function: small GTPase binding. Gene Ontology annotation, biological process: vesicle-mediated transport. The transcript is spliced from 4 exons. The record is from RefSeq and is a predicted model, not a curated record.
AACGUCAAGAAAUAGAUUAUUAUCGAACAUAACAAAAGUAAAACGGGAACGAAGACGUGUAAUUUUUCUCUGGUAAUUGUUUGAAUAAGGCGAUAAAAAUGAACACCGACGAUUUAUUAUCGUUUAAAGAGUAUUCACCCGUUCAUGAGUCACAGUCACAAGGUGGAAUACCUGAGAUCAACAUCAAUUCACCGAAUCGAAUGCGGUCACCGUAUCAGAAUGCCACAACGACAGUAAACCAGUCGACAACCAGUGACCCACUACAAGACCUUAUCAACUCAAUGAGUGCCAGUGUGAAUGUUCUACAGAAUGAUGAGCGCCAACGUGCUGCUCCGGCUGAUGACAUCAAUGAAAACCCACGAACCAAUCACUCGAUAUUCAGCAUUGAAUUCUAUCAAAAGUUCUUCGAUGUCGAUGCAGCAAUUGUUUAUGAACGGAUUAUGUCGGCGAUAAUUCCAAGACGUGCUCCGGUUAAUUAUAUGAAACAGGAUAUCGGAUCGAAUCCAGAUUUAUAUGGCCCAUUUUGGAUUUUCGUAACUUUGGUUUUUUCCAUCGCCAUCAGCGGCAACAUUGCAAGCUAUUUGCAACAGGCAAACACGAAUUACCAUUGGGUAUAUAAUUUCCAUUUGGUGUCGAUUGCAGCAACGACCAUUAUUGUUUACGUUAUACUGAUUCCAUUCGCAUUGUGGGCUGCAUUUAAAUUCACCGUGAGACCAGUUGACUCGGAUUUAAUUUCAGAAGAGAAUGGCAUUUACACACCCAGUUUCUUGUCUUUAAUAUGCAUAUAUGGCUAUUCGCUUGGUAUUUACAUUCCUGUGUCAGUUCUGUGGCUUAUUCAAAUCUCACUUCUACAGUGGAUACUUGUGUUUGGUGCGGCAUUGUCAACUGGAACCGUGCUCAUCAUCAUUUUAAGUCCAGCAUUACAAAAUUCAAGCAAAUCCGUUUUCCUAAUCAGUGGCAUUUUGAUUGUUCAUUUCCUUCUGGCUGCUGGGUUCAUGUUGAAAUUUUUCCAUACAGCACCAUCAACGGUCACUGCAUCAGCAUCUGCCAAUGUUACAUCAUAAUUGUGUUUGUUCAUCAUUCAAAUUUCUCGUCAAAACAGAUUAUGUGUUUACUGCAAGACAAAAGGAAAAUCCAUUUUUUUCGUGUGAUGUCCAAACAAUGUAUAUUUAAUUUUAUUUUUUAGCCGAAUAAAGAAAAGAAGCAUAAUUAUUACGAAUAUAUAUA